Molecule: messenger RNA, 2715 nt
Organism: Trichoderma aggressivum f. europaeum
Lineage: Eukaryota; Fungi; Ascomycota; Sordariomycetes; Hypocreales; Hypocreaceae
Exons: 2
Coding region: 1-2715 (904 amino acids)
Biological process (GO): ubiquitin-dependent endocytosis
Cellular component (GO): cytoplasm; plasma membrane; cytosol
Molecular function (GO): protein-macromolecule adaptor activity; ubiquitin protein ligase binding
Source: RefSeq, a predicted model, not a curated record
AUGCCAGCAUCUCGGGGCAGCGGCGGCGUGUCGACAUCGUCGGCCUCGGCGUCCGUGUCGUUGCCAGCGCUCCCUGGCGCCUCGACCGCAGCAAGAGACACCACAGACAGAGAUAGCACGCCGUCCACGCCGUCCUCACCAUCGCCGACACCAGCAUCGCCCUCCUCGCCCCCUGCCGCUGCUGCCGACAGCCAGCCGCCUCGGUCGUCGAUCCCUGCAGCUUCAGCAUCCCCAUCCGCAAGAACAUCGAAUACGCCCUCAGUGUCUGCCUCAACAUCUACGCCUACUCUCACGCAUACUCCCGUCCCUACGACUGCUCCCCCGUCUACGUCUUCCUCCGCGUCCGUAUCGCGCCCCGGCCUACUGGCGCGCCUGGGCAGCUCCCUCAAUCUGCCUCUGCCGCUCCCCCUGCGCAACCGCAACCGCAGCGUGACCGACUUCCAUGUAGUCUGCGACGAGCCUCAUCGGAAAUAUGUCGCCGGCGAACACGUCCACGGCUCCGUCGUCCUGGUCGUUGUCAAGCCGGUGCGCAUCACCCACCUGGUCGUUACGCUGCACGGCUUCGUGCGCGUGCUGAGGGAUCCCGCCGGCGCUGCCAAGGUCCGCAACAUCACUACGCUGCCGCAGGGAGGAAGCUCCUCGCGCCCGCAGUAUCAUGGCAACGGCUUCGCAAGCCUCUUUCAGGACGAGCAGGUGCUGAGUGGCGAGGGCAGGCUUGAUCCCGGCAGAUACGAAUUCGGUUUCGACUUGGUGUUCCCCGACAAGGGACUGCCAAGUAGCAUUGACUUUGAGCGCGGAACCGUAUCCUACAUGGUCACGGCAACUCUAACACGCCCCCUAUCCAUGGCGGCGACAAUGACAUGCGAAAGAAAAGUAAUGCUGGCCGAGAGGAUAGACGUGGGCCUCCUGCCGCCGCCGCAACCGAGAACCAUCUUCCUUGAACCGAUAUCUAAGAAGACGAGAAAGAAGAAGUCAUCAAUGGCACUGGACAAGAGCUCUCUUGCUACCCCUGAGCCGGUCGAUGUGGUCCCUGAGCCCGACGCAGGAGAACCAAUCUCGACCCCUUCCGAGGAUACCGCCGCGCGUGAGAAUUCCCUUGGCGACCAGCAAAGCGAACGCCGAGGAGCGGCCGCCUUGAGCGAUGUGCAGAGCGAGGUCAGCGGCGAGAGCGGCCGCAGCAUCAGCACCGCCAUGAGUCGGAGCGACAUGACUCAGCUAUCGCAGGUGGGCACCAGUGCCUUCACGUCAGCGCAGCAGCAAGCUGUCAACGACAAGACCAUUACCGCCAGCAUUGAGCUUCUCAGGGGCGGCUGCUUGCCGGGUGACGCCGUGUCGGUGCGAGUUACGGUGCAGCAUAUCAAGCAGGUCAAGAGCAUGACUGGUGUUAUUGUAACGCUUUUUCGUCAGGGUAAAAUCGAUACCUCGCCUCCGUCUCAGCUGUUCAAGGACAUGAUGACCAGGGAGGACGCUCGUCGAAUACAGAGAGAAGAUAUAUACCCCAGGUCACGAACGGGAUUGGGCGGCCUUUCACUCUCGUCCGCCGGCUCCAUCAGCGUAUUCCGCAAAGACCUCGACCAGACAACGGCACCGCUCAUCAUCGACCCGGGAACUAUGCAAGCGUCCGUCACGGUGCCAGUCAAACUCCCUGAUGACUCGUUCCCGACCAUCAAGGGAGUACCUGGAGAUAUGGUUUCCUUCAAGUACCAGGUAGAAGUCAUUGUCGACCUGGGUGGGAGGUUAUCCGGCCAUUUCCCAUCCAGGAAGACUUCGAGAUUCGGCGCGUUUAGCAGCAGCGCUACAGACCAGACCAUAAGCAUGUUUUCACAAAGAAGGGGGGCUCAGAUAGAAAUCAUCGACACAGCUCCGCUUAGGAGGCAAAAGGGCGUUGUUUGCGUGACGAUCGAGUCCAUUGUCGGCACGGUGGAUUCAUCAGGGCAGCGGAGGCUCGUCAAGGUGUCAUCGUCGUCGAAAACGCUCGACAAUGCGGAGAGCGACGACGAGAUGGGCUUUGUCCCAACCCCGACCCGGUACGAAGAAAUCGACCGCAACAACCCGCAACCCCAUGGGCCACCACCGCAAGAAUACUUUCCUCCACCCGCAAAUCAUCAACGUCCAUCCUACUCUCCUACUCGCCCUCCUCAUCCGAGCUAUCCGCCAACAAGCAAUCACGACCUUGCACCAUCUUAUACGCCGCCCCCUCCUCAGUUGCCCGAUCCGAGAAACUUGACGGAGAAGGAUCGCAUACGACAGGCAGAGCAAAGACUGCUGCCCAGCCGUCCGCAAGCCGGACCGUCUUCGCCUGACGAAGACGACAUUUACGAUGCCCAAGCCACGCCACGACCACCCUAUGCAGGCAAUUCAGGGGAGGAAGACAACAUUGGCCCCUCGGCGCCGACAGAAGGAGAGCUCACGGCCGCCGUCCACGGUCCGAUGGACGCUGGAGAGGAUAAACAGGAGCGUGAGCGGAGGCGGUUGAUGCAAGAAGCCAGCGCUCCCCCCGAAUUCCCCGAGGACAUGGAUCGAGGCGGCGGACCCGGUCGGGCCCCUAGGGAAGACGACUUGACGGCCGAUGCUGAACCUACUGCGCCCACGAUGGUUGAAGAUGAGGAUGAUUAUCCGGGGUAUAAUGCCAACGCAACAUCAUCCGGGAGCACAAGUGCACACAGGAGACACGACAACGAUGAUGGAGAGCAGUUACCCGCGUAUCGGCGGUAA